AUGACCAACCCCGCCGCCUCCCACCUCCUCACCCUCCCCAACGAGCUCCUCUUCAUCAUCGCCGAGCACCUCCCCGUCCCCGACCUCAACUCCUUCCUGCAAACCAACCGCCACCUCGCCGCAAUGCUCACGCCGCUGCUGCACCAAUCCGCCGUGACGGACCUGGACGGGUGUCCCGCGCUGCUGUGGGCGCUCGGCACGGCGCACGAGCAGCUCGUGCGCCUGCUGCUCGAGAAGGGCGUCGACGCCAACUCGCAGCGCAACGGCGUCACGGCGCUCCUGUACGCCGUCAUCAGGCUGCGCGAGCCCAUCAUGCGCAUGCUGAUCGACGAGGGCAGCGACGGCGUGAGGGAUGCGGUCGUCCGGCUCGGCGAGUCGAUCUUUGGGCUGCUGAGUACUGGCAGGGGCGGCGGGCCGGCGGGCUUGGGCUUGGGCUGUAGGAAGGGGGUGGCGCUGGAGAGGGUGCAGGUUGCGCAGUGUGCGUAG
Messenger RNA from Morchella sextelata, 486 nucleotides. RefSeq lists its product as uncharacterized. The transcript has a single exon. Gene Ontology annotation, molecular function: protein binding. The coding region runs from base 1 to 486 and encodes 161 amino acids. NCBI's taxonomy places the organism in Eukaryota, Fungi, Ascomycota, Pezizomycetes, Pezizales, Morchellaceae. The record is from RefSeq and is a predicted model, not a curated record.